CUCCAAGUAGAGUUGUUUGUCUUCGUAUCCACGAAAUAAAAAAGAAAUAUUUUUAAAAUGAAGUUCACAGCCAUUUUCAUGAUGGUCAUGGCGCUGCUCGCUAUGUUCGUCGGCAGUCACGCCAACCCAGCACCCAAGGUCCCUGUGAAGCAGAUUGGCAAAGCUGUUGGUAAAGGAAUCGGCGUGCUUGGUGCCGCGGGAACAGCUCACGAAAUAUACAGGAACAUCAAGGAUAGGAGAUCAGGCUGAUCGGAAAAAUUCAAUCAUUCAUUAGCUUCUAGAUUAACGAUAUUACAAUUUUGGGACCAAAAAGUUUAAUAAAGUUCAAUGUUUUUUACAAUUA
Molecule: messenger RNA, 343 nt
Organism: Ostrinia furnacalis (Asian corn borer)
Lineage: Eukaryota; Metazoa; Arthropoda; Insecta; Lepidoptera; Crambidae
Product: moricin
Exons: 2
Coding region: 58-249 (63 amino acids)
Biological process (GO): defense response to bacterium
Cellular component (GO): extracellular region
Source: RefSeq, a predicted model, not a curated record